This is a messenger RNA of Brachypodium distachyon (stiff brome), 1928 nucleotides long. RefSeq names its product putative E3 ubiquitin-protein ligase UBR7. Gene Ontology annotation, cellular component: cytoplasm. Bases 259 to 1500 code for a protein of 413 amino acids. Gene Ontology annotation, molecular function: ubiquitin protein ligase activity; zinc ion binding. The record is from RefSeq and is a predicted model, not a curated record. The transcript is spliced from 5 exons. Lineage: Eukaryota; Viridiplantae; Streptophyta; Magnoliopsida; Poales; Poaceae.
GCUUCCGCGAUCCAGAACCAACCCCACAUGUCAGCCAUCGAGCUCCAAUCACACACACAGCCUUUGCCUCUCUGCUCGCAUCACCUCUUUCUCGGCGAUUCGCGGAGCGGAGGCACACACCCCUGGGCUUAAAAUCUCGCUCUGCCAUUCCUCCUCUAGACAUCCCAUCUCCUCUUUCCAAAUCCAAUCGAUCCGAGCGCACACAAGCCCGACUCCACCUCGCACCAAACCCUAACCCUAACCCUAGCGUUGGUGGCCAUGGCCGGCGACGGGAGCGACACCGCCUUCCCGGACGAGGCCGAGCAGACGGUCACCCUCAACGAGUACAUCGACGGCAUCGAGGCCGAGGAGCUGGAGGCGGAUUUGGUGCUCGGAGGGGAUGACGGCAACGAGUGCACCUAUGCCGGCGGCUACCUCAAGCGCCAGGCCGUCUUCUCCUGCAUCACCUGCGUGCCUGACGGCGUCGCAGGGAUCUGCACCGCCUGCUGCAUCACCUGUCAUGAAGGCCAUGAGGUUGUUGAACUUUGGACAAAGCGAAAUUUUCGCUGUGACUGUGGCAACUCAAAGUUUGGGGGUCACCUCUGCAAACUUAACCCUGAGAAAGAUCCUGAGAAUCCAGCAAAUUCUUAUAAUCACAACUUCAAGGGUUUCUAUUGUACAUGUGGUAGGCCUUAUCCUGACCCAGAAGCCAAGGAGCAAGUUGAAAUGAUACAGUGUUGUAUUUGUGAAGACUGGUUUCAUGAGGAUCAUAUUGGUCUUGACUCUAUCGUAAAGAUGCCACGAGAUGAGGAAGGGGAGCCACUCUACGAGGAUUUCAUAUGCCAUAAAUGCUCACCGAUUUGUUAUUUUUUGAAACUCUACCCUGAGACAAUUUGGGCUUCUAGUAAGCAGAGUUCUGCAUCACAAGCUUUUACCGCUGAUUCAAAUGGUCUGGAAGAAGACUCUGCAGAUCAGGCUGACACUGAGAAAAAUGAAAAUGGUGCUCGUGUAGACCAUCUGAGCGUUGAAAAGCCUUCUGUUGAGGACAAUUGCGCAGAAGAUAUUGCAGCUCCAGAGAAGUCCAUUUUGGGUGACAAUUCAGGUGGCAACUGUAAGCUAGGAAUGGAUGUAGAUAGAACAUCAGCUGAUUUAGAGAAAGCCAUGCCCUUUUUCAUGUCAAAAGGCUGGAGAGAUAUUCUAUGCAGAUGCGGAACAUGCACCAAGGUCUAUGCACAACGAGGCAUUGCACAUCUUACUGACAAGGAUGACUCUAUUGAGGAAUACGAAAAGGUUGCUAAGCAGAAGAGGGAGAAGAAGUUAGAGCAACAGGAAGGAGCUGAAGCUAACUUUAUCAAUUCACUUAAUCAUGUCCAGAAGAUAGAGAUAUUGAGUGGCAUCAGUGACAUCAAGAAUGAGUUGCACUCCUUUCUGCAAUCCUUUGAUCCAUCAAAAGCAGUCACAUCUGAAGAUGUACGAUCUAUUUUUGAGAAUCUUGCUAAGAAGAAACAGAGGUUAUCCUGAACUUCAAUUUCUUCAGAUCUUUUGCUUGAACCCAAUGUCCCGCUACAGGAUAACCUAGUGCUGAGUUGGUACUUCAAAAUUUCGAGCAGUUAUCUGUCCUCCGUCCUAUGUAGUGUACUCUUAAGUUAUGCUGUGGGCCUGUGGCUACCGUGCCUUGUUAUCUACUGUAAUGCUAGCUUGUUCGUGGUAAUGCUAAAUGUUCUAAAGCCAGAUCAGCUUAGAUGCUAAACUCCCAGUGGAGAGACCUGUAUGUCGCUUCUUUGAAUCGAAGACUUGUAUGGUAAUUCACAUUGCCGAAAACUGUGUCGCCCCUUGUGUUCCUUGAUUUUUCUCGUUCUUUUUGAGCACUUCGUGCAGAAAUAGCGAAGCUCCUCUUUUUGAGCACUUGAUGCUGCAGAAAUAGGGAAGCUGCUGAUGUUGCUGUUGGA